Molecule: messenger RNA, 1244 nt
Organism: Spea bombifrons (plains spadefoot toad)
Lineage: Eukaryota; Metazoa; Chordata; Amphibia; Anura; Pelobatidae
Product: whey acidic protein-like
Exons: 8
Coding region: 17-1042 (341 amino acids)
Biological process (GO): antibacterial humoral response; innate immune response
Cellular component (GO): extracellular region
Molecular function (GO): peptidase inhibitor activity
Source: RefSeq, a predicted model, not a curated record
ACAGUUUUGGAACGACAUGGCUUCAUCUCCUGCUCUCCUCGCCUUGGGGCUCGUUCUGAGCUGCUUGGGGACGAUCCCGGCGCAAACAGUCAGUAAAUUGACUCCGUCCCAUCCAGAGGACUUGAUCGCAAUUAAACUGAAGCCGGGGACCUGCCCGCUAAACGUGGAUUACCCCACGUGUGAGAAUGCGAUGCCGCAGAAAUCCGAGUGUGAGACGGAUGCAGACUGCAGGGGCAAGAAGAAGUGCUGCUACUCUGGCUGCCGGAACCGCUGCCUCGACCCUCUGACUGCCAAGGUGGAUUCCUGCCCCUACUUUAAUGCCUCCAUCUGUAUGUUUGCCCGACCCCUGCCCAAUGAGUGCCACAGUGACAAGCAGUGCCCGGGCUCCCAGAGGUGCUGCUGCUUCAACUGCCGGAGACAGUGCUCCCCAACAGUGAAGGUGAAGCCCGGCCAAUGCCCCUCCAUAUCGCUCUUUCCGAUGAAUUUACCCAAACGCCAUUGCCAGAGCGAUUCUGACUGCCAAAGAGACCUGAAGUGCUGCGAUUCCUGCGGGAAGAAAUGCGUGAAGCCCCUGAAAGAGCGCCCCGGGAAUUGCCCGGUCAGCCUGGAGCAGAUAUCGUGCAUCACGACCCCGGGCAAACCCCUGUGCGGCAGCGACAGGGACUGCAAGCCCGGCCUGAAGUGCUGUCUGUCGGACGACAGGAUGCAGUGCGUGACCCCAAUUACAGAAAAAAAUGGGUUCUGCCCCAUACCGGUCACCAGAUGUGCCUUCCCUCCCCCACUCCCAAAGUGCAAAAGUGACCAUGAAUGCCCCGGGAGGCAGAAGUGCUGCACCCCUCUGUGCCUCCAGGAGUGUACGGACCCCUUAACAGAAGACCCCGUCAUUCCAGCCCCCGUAGAGCCAAGGAAUUGCCCGGUAGUGAACACCCUGGUAGCCUGUAAAUUACCCUACCCCAAAGGCGAUUGCACCACAGAUGCCGAUUGCCCCGCCAACAGGAAGUGCUGUGACUAUGGCUGCAUCUUCAAGUGCAUCGAGGUCUGAGCACCAAUACAAUGAAUCAGACAGAAGCGACCCCAGCGCGGAGUUAAUACUAACAGCCGGUACGGGGCUGACGGAGUCCGUGACCCGCCGGCGGCCGCUCCGCUCCAGCACGCUUCCUGAGAGCCUCUUCCUGCAUAUCGCCUGUCGCUGGUUACCGCCGUCUUUUCGCUUCCUGUUACCCCAAUAAACACUCGCAUGCCUA